This is a messenger RNA of Moneuplotes crassus, 2252 nucleotides long. NCBI's taxonomy places the organism in Eukaryota, Ciliophora, Spirotrichea, Euplotida, Euplotidae. The record is from the annotation of a GenBank genome assembly.
UCUAAAACCAUCAUGAAAACCAGCUUGAGUAAAAUAGAUUUCACUAGACACCCAUAUCAGCCCAAGAGGAAGAAAAGAGCAUGCCUCUCUUCUAGAGGAUCGGUCUCCAUAAAUCAAGCAAGGCGGUAUACCACAAGGGAUAAUUACCACAACUCUCCUAAGACUACUAUCAGAGGUAAGGCAUACAAGAGUUUCCAUCUGAAAUAAUGGGAAAAUGCUGAAGAAAUCCAGUAAAGCUCUGCACAGAAUUUUAACUAAAGCCCAGAAGUUUAAAGGAAAGAAAAAUACUCAUAAAAGAAAGCUUAAGUUAGUCAACAUGGAGAAGGUGUUCAAGAAAUGCUUCCGCCAGAUGAGCACGAAAGUAACCGAUCAUCAUGGCAAGAGAGAAUCUCGGAAUACUCUAAGCGAGUACUCUGUGGUGAAUACAAAUGCUUGUACCUCGAAGAAGAACACUAUUCAUACUCAUGAAAGAAACUCACCUAGGGUGGGUAAGUCUAUAAACAUGGAUGUACCUAUCAGGAACUACUCCCAGAUGAUGGAUAAGAGAAGCUACUCAGGCACGCCUGUUAAUUUACGAGUUAAGAAGAGGUCCCAAUUCGUGCUAAAUACUAAAUAUCCCAGAGUGAAGAAGUCAGGCAGGACACCUAAUUUGGAAUACUCUUGGCUAAAUUAUGAAAAAGAUCUUGAUGAAGAGUUUAAUAAGCAGAAGGAUAAGAGUAGAAAUGACCUUAAUGAGCCCUUCCACAACAACACUUUUGGUCAAGAAGAUCAUCUUAGGUCCUUAGAGACCUCUGGGAUAGAGGAUUACAGAGCAAUUAGUCAAAUCCAGAGUCCUUAUCAUGCACAAAUUAAUAAAAUUAAUGAGGAACUUGAGAAUGAUUAUAACCACCCGUCCUCCCGACCCUCCAUCCAGCACAACCCAGCUAUAAAAUCCAUGCCUCAGUCACCACUCUUCUCUAGUAAUCUGGAGAAUAUUUCUAGUAGUAUUUAUGAAUUGUGAAGGAAGGAUUGAAGGAAUAGAGAUGAGAAUAUUUAUGUUGCUUCUUAUUUGAUUAAUUGAAUUGGGUAUUUUUCGCAGAAGUUGGAAAGGAUUGUUAUGCCAAGCCUUGCUGCUAAACUUAAAGGCAGGUUUUAUAAUUCAGGGGAGACUAUUAUAAAAACAGGUGAAAUUGGGGACAGGAUGUUUAUCAUGUACAAAGGCACUGCAGAUGUCCUUAUCAGAAUCCCGACUGAAUCUAACGAAUAUGAAGCAAAGGAUAAUUUCAAAUAAAGUAGCUACUAUCAAAUGAGGGCAAGUUUUUGGAGAAAAGGCUCUAGAGCCACAACAAAAUGAUUCUGAAAACGAAGCUAGCUCAAAGGUAGAGUACAAACCUGGCCGCAGAGGGGCAGAUGUCGUCGCUGACUCCGACUGAGAGGUCCUAGUGUUGAUGAAACAGGAUUUUGAUAUACUGAUUCACUCAAUCCUCAAAAUGGAAAUGAAUGAAAAUAUACAAAACGCCCAGAAAUACCAAACAAAGAUUUUCAAAGAUUGGGAUGUAAAGAGGAUUGAAAUGUUCUUUCGAGAAAUUGGUACGAAGAUAUAUCAAAGUGGAGACAAGAUCUAUAGUAUCGGAGACAACGCAAACUGUGCUUAUAUCUUAAAAUCAGGGACUUGUCAUGAACAGUGAGUCGUGAAUAUCCACGAUAGUAACAGAUUCCCUUCUUCUCGAAAUACCUGGACAGUUCAGAACAAGAAUAGGAAACUUCUCUAUAAAGCCAAGGAGAUCAAGGAGUACGACCUGUUUGGACAUCAUGAGAUGAUUGAUGAGACCCAGAGAACUUACCAAGUUGUUGCUAAAUCUGAGUGCAAAGUCUUCUACAUAAAUAAGGAUAUAUUCUAUCGGUACUUUGAUACCUCUGCGAAACGUAUUGCUCUGAAGAAGAAUUACGGCCAAAUGGCGAUCGAGGAAAUUCAUCAGAGGAUUAGAGAGAAUGAUAAGCUUAAACGAGCCAGAAAGAAAGCUUAUUUGGACGGAAUAGGCAUCAAUCCAGUCUAUCAGAGUCACCGUGCAUAUAACCCAAUGGAAAAACUGCUUCUUAAGCUGAAGCCUUGGCUCAGAGAAGCCAUAAAAUUGAAGAAUAUCGAUAAGAAUAUCUCCAGGUUUGUGGAGUAGGCUGCUUAAACACUAUUGCACUAAAUUUUUAAGGCUCUUUAAAAAAUGAAUCGGCUGAUUGGAAGCUCUUUGAGGAUUUCUGCUAGAGACUCUCUAAAU